Fusarium subglutinans is the source of this 822-nucleotide messenger RNA. Its product is annotated as Tyrosinase. The record is from RefSeq and is a predicted model, not a curated record. The coding region runs from base 1 to 822 and encodes 273 amino acids. The transcript is spliced from 4 exons. Lineage: Eukaryota; Fungi; Ascomycota; Sordariomycetes; Hypocreales; Nectriaceae. Gene Ontology annotation, molecular function: oxidoreductase activity.
AUGCGUUUUCUGUCUCUGGCUUUUCCCGCUCUUUGCGCAGCGGCUGCAGUCUCUAACUGUGAGAACCCGACAAAGCGUGUCGAAUGGCGCGACCUGGAUGAUGCAGCCCGUCAACAGUACACCGACGCUGUUCUAUGCCUUUCCACCAAGCCAUCUCGUCUUGGGAAUGCCGGCUACAACGGAGUUAUGCCGUAUUGGGACUGGUUCCUCGAUGCCGACGACACGCCCAAGUCCACCAUCUGGGAUCCUAAGACCGGCUUCGGCGGUAACGGGAGCCUCAACAAGACCGAGUCUAUUUACGAUGGACGCGCUGUCCGAAAGUGUCUUGACGACGGACCCUUCAAGGACUUCUUCCCUGCUUACCUGCCCACCGAAUACGAUCCCCAUUGUCUAGCGCGCGAUUGGAACGAUGGAAGUGAGAAUGUUGGGAAUAUGUUAUCUGAGAAGUACAACAAGGAGGCUGUUGCCAAGGUUCAGGCGGUCAAGGACUACGAUAUCUAUCGUCAGAGGCUGGAGGCUGGUCCUCACGGUGCUAUCCAUAGCGCAAUGGGUGGCGACAUGGUUCCCAACACUUCCCCCAAUGAUCCUAUCUUCUUCUUUCACCAUACCCAGAUCGAUCGCCUCUGGUAUCUCUGGCAGCAGGAGGAUCCAAAGACUCGCACCAUGGAAUUCGCGGGCUACAAGACUCAGGACCAGUUCGACGAAACCAAGCCUCCUCCUGCUUCUCUCGACGAUAUACUUCUGAUGAACGGGUUGGCGGAUGAUUUGAAGGUGAAGGAUCUGAUAGGCACGCAAAGCUCACUUCUCUGCUAUCCAUAUUAG